Messenger RNA from Meloidogyne enterolobii, 524 nucleotides. The record is from the annotation of a GenBank genome assembly. Lineage: Eukaryota; Metazoa; Nematoda; Chromadorea; Rhabditida; Meloidogynidae.
UUUUGAAAAUCGGAUCAGAAUUGAUCGAGAAAUAGCAUGUCGCAAAAAAGUGUCGCCAAAAAUUCAAACAUGUUUGAAUCAAAAAAAGUGUCGCCGGCGACAUGUCGCCGGCGGAAAUCGCAUUUUAUGUAAGCACACGAAAAAGCGACAAAAUCGCGCGCGACAUGUCGCCGGCGGAAGUCGCGGUUUAUGUAAGCACUCAAAAAAGCGACAAAGUCGCGCGCGACAAGUCGCCGGCGGAAGUCGCUUUUUAUGUAAGCACGCAAAAAAAGCGACAAAAUCGCCGGCGACUUUUCUCUCCUCUUUUUCCAUUAUCUUUUCUGUCGCGUGUCGCGCGCGAUUUUUAUGUAAGCGUAGCAUUAUACAGGAAAAAUUCCCGUCAGAUUUUUUAUUAACCCAGUACGGAAAUAAUCGAAAGAGCACGAAAAAAACCUGGAACCCGGACUCCGCAAAAAUUUCUAGGGGGUGGGUAAGAGAGAUCAAGCUAGAAGUAGGGGUUUUAAGAUCUAUUAAAAAAGCAAUGC